Molecule: messenger RNA, 720 nt
Organism: Drosophila guanche
Lineage: Eukaryota; Metazoa; Arthropoda; Insecta; Diptera; Drosophilidae
Exons: 4
Coding region: 143-697 (184 amino acids)
Source: RefSeq, a predicted model, not a curated record
GCGCUCAUUCAGUUCGGUUGAGUUCUGUGCAAACGUUCGCGGUGAUACGACCAAGCAAAGCCAAAGCUUCUUAGGGCACUGGCUAUUGUGAUAGCAGAGCCACUACUGUCAAAUUUUUAUACAUUUUUAAGAGGCCAUCAAAAUGUGGAUUUCGAAUCAGCCCCCUACACAUCCGCGACAAUUUUAUUUGGGCGUACUAUUGAUUACGAUUUGCGCGGCGCUUUCUGAAAACGUUUGUGCAUUGCCCACAGAUCAAUCGUAUGUUGAAAACACGCAUCGGCAGGACGGCGGAGCAAUGCAAACAUUACAAAAAAGGCCCGCCUUCUUUGUAGGAAGUCGCUAUGGGCGAUCCAGUGGCAAUGAUGUCGAUGGCGGGGGGGCGUCUAGCGUGGGCAGCUCUAAAACGCGACGUCUCAUUAUUGUACCACGAAAUGAUCGUUUUUUUCUGGGCUCUCGAUAUGGAAAACGAAACGGCGAGUUCUUGUCCCCCUACGAACAGAACAGCCUGGACUCGUUGCGCGAUAAGGAGAAACAGACAACAAACACCGACAGCAGAUUACGGACAUCCCUUAUGUCGUGCGUCUACACAGGCAUAACCAAUUACUAUCGUUGUAAAGGCAAUGACCUUCACUACGACGUUGAAGAAAGUCUCGACACCACGAGCUUGGCAGGUGAUGCAAACAACGCUAUAAACUAAGAAAGGAAUUACAAAAGAAUAAA